Molecule: messenger RNA, 3744 nt
Organism: Cydia splendana
Lineage: Eukaryota; Metazoa; Arthropoda; Insecta; Lepidoptera; Tortricidae
Product: GTP-binding protein 2-like
Exons: 20
Coding region: 364-2883 (839 amino acids)
Biological process (GO): translational elongation
Molecular function (GO): translation elongation factor activity; GTP binding; GTPase activity
Source: RefSeq, a predicted model, not a curated record
AAACCUUUUCGCAAAAUGUCAAACGGUCCAAAUUUAUAAUUAUGUUGCUUUAUAUUUCACAAUAGUUGUAAAAUUUAAUUAGUCACAGUUCCAGUUACUAUAUUCUUAUCAAUAUGUUAUUCCAAGCGUAACACCGUGACGUUACCAUUUAUUGCAUACGCUUAAUCCAGCACGAUUAUCGUAGCGCCGAGACUGUUUGAACAGUUGCUGAAAAUAUUAUUGUUAUCGUUAUUUACGUCAUAGUAAAUAAUUUGGCAGUGUUCCCUUGUUGUGUUACGUUUUUGUUGACUCACAAGCGCUUGAAUCGCCGAGCUAGUGACUGGGGACGGCUUCGACCUUGAACCUACAACAGCUGUUUUCACCAUGGAUUCGUUCUUCAGCCUGUUCGACCCGUCGGACGGUAACCAGAGCAAGACCAAGAGGAAACAGCUCAAACCAGACCAGGACAAUGUCAAGAAGAAACUUGACCCGCCCAAGGGCAGGCGAAGAGGCAGGAAGGCACAGGGCAAGAAUGAGACGCUGCCCGAGGAGUCUUCAUUCCUCUGCGAGCCCGAGCUGAGCGCGGAGCUCCUCAUGAAGGAGGGCAGCUACUUCGAGAGCUACAUCGAGCUCAAGAAGGAAGAUCCUAAAGGGGACGACAAGAAGCCGAAGCGACGCAACUCGGGCCGCAAGAAUCGCAGACGGAAAAAGGUGUCGCCAACCAAAGAGGAGCUGUCGUGGAACAGCACGACGUCCGCGCCGCCCGCGAGCGCCGACGCCGACAACGCCAACGACCCGGGCGACUACGGCGGCGGCGUGCACGGCGUCAUCGACAAGCUGGAGAAGGUGAUCCUGAAGGAUGACACGUACCUGGCGGGGGAGUUCAACGCGGAGGACCUCCACAACGAGGCGUGGUACAGCUCCGACGACUUCGACGAGAGCCUCGAUGACGACACUAAUUCGGAGUCCGAAGACAGCGGGAGCGAAGCGCACGGCAGCCUGCCCCCGGAGCCCCGCUUCGGCAACGUGGAGUACAAACUGCAGCUAGUGGCGCCCUGCGAGCGGCGCUUCCAGCAUCUAGUCACGCAGCUGGCGUGGCGCCUCCGUUCCGGUGGCGGCGCGGCGGUGUACCUGGUGGGCGUGCGCGACUGCGGCGCGCUGCGCGGGCUGCGCGCGCGCGCGCUGCGCGGCUCGCUGCACACGCUGCGCCGCAUGGCCGCCGCGCUGGGGGCCUCGCUGCACCACGUCACCGCCCGCCAAGUGCGCCAGCACCGGGCCGUCGCCGAGGUCUACAUCAGGAAGUUAGCGGAUACACAGCAAAGUGUGGAGCUGCGAGUAGCGGUGAUGGGCGCCAACGAGGCCGGCAAGUCUACAUUAAUAGGGGUCCUCACUCAAGGUGAACUCGACAACGGGCGGGGGAGCGCGCGUCUCAACAUGUUCCGCCAUCUACACGAAGUGAAAAGUGGCCGGACUUCGUCACUGAGCCACGAGAUACUGGGGUUCGAUGCUCAGGGCAACGUGGUAAACUACGGCUGCUCGGAACUAAUGACAGCAGAAAGGAUAGGCGAGCGCAGCGCCAAGCUGGUGUCGUUCCUCGACCUCGCCGGGCACAGCAAGUACCAGCGCACCACGCUACAUGGCCUGACCGGCUACUGCCCGCACUACGCCAUGCUCGUUAUCUCAGCGACGGCCGGCAUCACCCGCAUCACCGAGGAGCACAUAGGGCUGCUGCUGGCGCUCGCCCUGCCGUUCUUCUGCGUGGUCAGCAAGUGCGAGCUGGCGGCCGUGCAGCCCCUGCUGACGCGCCUGCAGGGCAUACUGGCCGCCGUCAACAAGAAACCACUCCUGAUUACUGAUGAGAACAUGGCCCGCAACUGCGUGGGGCCGCAGAAGCUGAUACUUGACACCAUCGACGGUAUUGACCACCCGGACGACAACGACGAUGAGCCGACGACGGAGCAGAUCCCGGUGUUCCCGGUGAGCUGCGUGAGGGGCGCGGGGCUGAACGCGCUGCACGCCUACCUGCUCGCGCUGCAGCCGCCCGCCACCGACCUGCCUCCCCCCGACCACGAGACGUGCGAAUUCCAAAUCGACGAGAUCUUCCACGUGGGCGACUCGCUGGGGCCCGUCGUGGGCGGGCUGCUGGCGCGCGGCACGCUGUACGAGGGGGACAACCUCAUCAUAGGCCCCCUGGACACGGGCGAGUUCGUGCCCAUCUCCGUGAAGAGCAUCUACCGGAACCGCGUGCCGUGCGGCCGCGUGCGCGCCGGGCAGUCGGCCUCGCUCGGCCUCGCGGGCCUCACGCCCGGCCUCCGCCCCGGCAUGGUGCUGCUCGCGGCCCCCGAGCCGAGGCAAGGCCAGAGGCCGACGUUCGGCGGGUGCCCGCCGGGGAAGUGUAAAAGGAGUAAAAAGGUCAACGAGAUCCUACAAAACCAGCCGAAACACAAGAAGCAUAAAAACCGCAACCUCUACCAAGAGCUCGCCAACGUCGAGCUGUCCCUCACGAAGGACGCGUCCUACACACAGGACAAUAUGUCCUAUACACAGGACAUGUACGUGUCCGACGAGGAGUGCACGUGCCGCGAUGAGGUGCUGCUCGAGGACCCCAGCGACCCCCGGGGCUGCAUGUACUUCCAGGCCACCAUACACGUGCUGCGGCACUCUACAGCCAUCUCGCCCGGGUUCCAGUGCACCGUGCACGUCGGGAACGUGCGCCAGACCGCCAUCAUCGAGGGCAUAAUGUCGCACGACGCGGCGCUCCGCUGCGGCGAGUCUGCGCCGGCGCUGUUCCGGUUCCUGCGCUGCCCGGAGCACCUCGUGCGCGGUCGGCGGCUGUUGCUGGCGGCCGGCGGCGGCACCAGGGCGAUCGGUCGCGUCACGCAGAUCUUCCCCUACGUACCGUGAACUACAUCUCUCCUUAUUCGGAUAUAAUCCAAGUGGUUAAUAAAUAUGACCAUUCAGUGAUGACACUUAAAUUAUAGUCCGUCAAACAACUUUGUCAGUAGAAAAAGGCGCGAAAUUCAUUAUAUGGAACGAUAACCAUUCGCGCCUACAUUUCUUAAAUUAAAUUAAAAAAAUAAUUAAAAUUAAAUUUUCUUAAAUUUUACCGCUCUUUUCUACUGACGGAAAUGGCUUGACAGACUGUAUCUCAGUUUUGUUACUAGCAUUGCUCGGAACCGGUUCUUUCUUCAUACAAAAAAUACCGAUAUUAUUACGUUCUUUUUCGUUCUUUGUUUUAUUAUUUCAUUUUUAAUGGAACAAUUUAAUAAUAGGUAGUUGUUACCUAAGUACAUGAUUCAUUCCUACGUAAAAAGCAUAAAAUAUUUUUUUUUCGGGUUUUGAAAAAAACCGGUUCCGAGCCUUGGUUACUAGUGAAAAUAUUAAAGUCCUGUGCACACCGGGUGCGUGCGCGUAUAUGUCCACGUGCGCGUUGUAAUAUACAGUUUAGUAUAAGAGACGGCACACCGCUUGCGUGUGCACGUCUGCGCACACGCAGCCGGUGUGCACUGGCCUAAAACCUUUUAAAAGGAAUCUUAGAGUAAACCACCCUAUUCCUAUUGGCCUAGACACGAACUAUGUGCUUAUACUACUACAACUAUAUUUAUAGGUAUUUAAAUAAAAGUUAACAAAUAAUUUGUACAUUUUCGGGUAGUUAUAACAUUUAUUGGUUAACCAACCAAAUACAAAACCGCCUGGAUCAGUCACUGAACGACCUGACUUUAACCUACAUUAUUUGAUCGUGUAAUGUUUUCAUCUACCCUCAAC